CAAUGCCCCGGGUUCCCGAGUUUGCUGGCUGACAGUUCACCGGCAAAUACAAGGGAUGUCACAGUGUAACCGGCCGGGAUGUCUGACGCGCUUGUAAUGGCGGGGGAGCCACUCAUGUCUGGGAACUGCUUUUCCCAAAUGCACCCGGUGUUUAAGGCCUUUGUGUGCGGUUCUCUGAGCGGCACUUGUUCUACUCUGCUGUUCCAGCCGCUGGAUCUGGUCAAGACUCGACUUCAGGCUCACCAGCUCUCUGCCAGCGCUGCCGGGAGCCGUCCUCGAAUGCUAAACCUUUUCAUAAAGGUUAUACGGAAUGAGAAUAUUUUAGGACUAUGGAGGGGCGUUUCCCCUUCCUUCCUGCGCUGUAUCCCUGGAGUUGGACUGUACUUUAGCACCCUCUAUACACUAAAGCACCACUUUUUCUCAGAGAGGGACCCCAAGCCUUUGGAGUCUGUUAUGCUGGGAGCAGGGUCCAGGACAGUGGCUGCUGUGUGCAUGUUGCCCUUUACAGUUGUGAAGACUCGCUAUGAGAGCGGCAAAUAUGGAUACAAAAGUGUGUAUGGUGCAUUGAAGAAUAUCUACAAAACUGAGGGUCCACGAGGUCUUUUCAGUGGGCUUACUGCCACUCUCAUGCGAGACGCUCCCUUUUCCGGGAUCUACUUAAUGUUUUAUACUAGGGCCAAAAAGCUUGUGCCACAAGAUCAAAUUGAUCCAUUGUUUAGUCCUGUUUUAAACUUCGGCUGUGGUAUUGUAGCUGGUAUCCUGGCAUCUGUGGCCACUCAACCUGCAGAUGUCAUAAAGACUCACAUACAGCUCUCCCAUGAAAAAUGCCAUUGGACAGGACAGGUUGCGCUUAACAUCUACCAGAACCAUGGCCUAACUGGAUUUUUCCGAGGGGGCCUCCCCCGUGCUCUAAGACGGACUCUUAUGGCAGCCAUGGCUUGGACAGUUUAUGAACAGAUGAUGGAGAAAAUGGGAUUAAAGUCUUAAACUGUGCAAUUUUAUUUGAGAGAGCCUGUGUAUGACCCAGGAGCCACUGGCACUUUGACCAGUGAUCUCUUGGUUCAGGAAUAUGCUUGCAGAUAGAAGCUGAUUCACUUUUGCAAACAGAGACCUCGAGCAAUGAAGAUACAAAUGCCUUGACAUUGAAUAAAUCUGUAUUUGGAUGGAUUAACUUGGAAAUAUAAAGCAAAGGAUCCUAUUUUUUACAAAUGUUCUACAUACAAACUUUAUUUAAAUAUAAUUAUCAAGGGCAUAUUUGUUGAAAAUUAAUGCCUCAAAAAAGUAUGUUAUCAAAUAUUAAUGUGAUCAUUUUGGAGACCUAAAUGAAAAGCAGGGUUGCUAUUUUAGUUCUCUCUUGUUUUCUUGCACCAGUUAAGGAUAUGAGGGCAGCUUAUACCUUGUAUAAAAUUGUAAAAAUGCAACAGUCUUAUUUAUACUGGAAACCAACUGAUAAGAUUUAAUGCCACUACUGGCACAAUAUGUAACUACAAGGUAUAUAUCUGGUAUUUAUGCUAUCAUCAGUGGUGGUUUAAGUUUUGCUUUAAACCAGGUAACACUAAGAUGAAGACUUGCCAUUGCUCAGGCAUGCCACUCCAUAAGAAGAAAAAUGUGAAUAUAUUUUUAUAGAAUUUCUUCAGUGUAUUUAUUGUAAAAUACAGAAGCUUCACUCAUGCAGAUUUUGUUGCCAGUAAUACCAGUACUGAUCAUUUCAGCCAUGUAUAGAAUCCACCACAAAAGAUGUAGACAAAUCCCAAAACAAACUAAUUUGCAUAUGCAAAUCAACACAAUUUUAAAAACGUGCAGCAAACCUGCAUUGUAAAAGCUUAACUAGAGCACUGCAAUCAAGAUAGUUAAUUCAAUAGAGGUUUCCCAAAACUGCCUCCUCACCAUCUGCCUUGCACUCAGUGCUGCUGGUAGUCAAGUUUGUUAACUACUGUUAUUAAAUCCCACACUAUUGUCUGGUUUGCCUACAUUCCAUGUAUUCUACAAUAAGCCAGUUUGUUACUGUGGCCUAAGUGCAUGGUUUUGCAUUUAUUCACAAUAAAAAUUCUGAUUCACUGGUG
Xenopus tropicalis (tropical clawed frog) is the source of this 2063-nucleotide messenger RNA. It is a transcript of the gene slc25a38, whose product is annotated as solute carrier family 25 member 38. Lineage: Eukaryota; Metazoa; Chordata; Amphibia; Anura; Pipidae. Gene Ontology annotation, cellular component: membrane; mitochondrial inner membrane. The transcript has 6 exons. Bases 79 to 987 code for a protein of 302 amino acids. Gene Ontology annotation, molecular function: glycine transmembrane transporter activity. The record is from RefSeq and is marked provisional. Gene Ontology annotation, biological process: erythrocyte differentiation; glycine import into mitochondrion.